Messenger RNA from Bradysia coprophila, 1325 nucleotides. RefSeq names its product SAGA complex subunit Spt7-like. Gene Ontology annotation, molecular function: transcription coactivator activity. Gene Ontology annotation, cellular component: SAGA complex. The record is from RefSeq and is a predicted model, not a curated record. NCBI's taxonomy places the organism in Eukaryota, Metazoa, Arthropoda, Insecta, Diptera, Sciaridae.
GGGCUGUCAUUGAUGUCAUUGACUCUCGGCUGAUCUAGUUGUAUAUUUCGUGAACUGAAACAAUCGAUAGAGAAUUUACAAAUAAUUCAGAACAUUAUCCAACCACACAAUAUGGCAACAAACGAGCGAUGGGGUGGUUUUACGGAUGGCUCUGAUUUGAAGUCUGAAUUGCAGGCGAACGACUUUAUUUCGCCGAAACAAAAAUUAGAAAAGCUGAAAUUGUCUAAUUUGACAACAAAAACAACAGAUGAAAACAAUCAAGUUUUGACCAUAGACAAUCCGUUGGUAACACAAACGGUGGAAGUAAUGAAUCAAACGGAAUUCAUUCAAACCUUGUUGGACACAUAUGCCAGUGAUGCUCAAUCUAGUUUCCUCAAUCAAAACGAGGGAAUUUUUAUGCCACACAUUGAUUUAACACCAGACACCACCGCCAAUUUAGUCAGCGAUGAGAAGUUUUUGAAGCCUUUAUGGUAUAUUCCGCCGCACGAAACAGAAUUCACCAAAGGAUCACCCACGACCAUACCAAAAAUUUCGAAACCAGUUGCGAUGGAAGCCAUUCGAAUUUCUCUCAGCGGAUUGGUACGGUUGAAAGGAUUUAAUGAUUCCACGGAUAGUGCGCUUCAGAUGUUUACCGAUGGUGUGGAUGAAUUUUUCAAGUGUUUUAUGGAAUCUAUUAACUCCGUGCUCGUAAAUGACGGCCAAGACAGAAAUAAAACCCUAACAAUCGCUACAUUGGAAAAGGCUUUCCAAAGGAACAAUUCAUCGUUAACUACGCUACACAAUUACUACAAAAACGAAAUCAUUGCCAGAAAUAAAAGUGAAAUCGACGAAUUUAAAAACGUUUAUCAAGAUUAUGAUAAACUGAUGCAAGAAAAUCUCAAUAUGCAAAAGACAUUGAAUGCUCUGAAGAGUGAAAUGGGUGAUGCAAAUUAUUUUCUUCGAAUCGGAAACAACUCUUACCACCCGUAUGACGUCUCUGCCACCUGUGAUGAUGGUAUUGAAUUCUGGACGACAAGUUCCAAAUAAUUUUCUUUUUCGUAUAAAGUGUGAAAGGAAAUUAUACUGCGAACGCCUCUUGCGUCGCACAGACUCGGUCUUGCUUCUUUGAUUGCGACCUAAAACAUGUUUGUCUCGGUAGAUUUAGAUAUUACGAUGGUCCUCUCUAUCAAUACCUAUAAAUGUUGAGCAGCACCGCAGCACCGUAAUAUCGAAAUUAUUGUUGAAUGUGUUAUAUGUCUUUUUCUUGCAAGCAGAUACUUCCUGGACUGUCAGAAUUGCCAUACUCAUAAAAUUUGAAUAAAAACAUACAUUUUGUAGCCUCCUAA